This is a messenger RNA of Batrachochytrium dendrobatidis JAM81, 372 nucleotides long. RefSeq lists its product as uncharacterized. Gene Ontology annotation, biological process: protein phosphorylation; negative regulation of glycogen biosynthetic process; intracellular signal transduction. The transcript has a single exon. NCBI's taxonomy places the organism in Eukaryota, Fungi, Chytridiomycota, Chytridiomycetes, Rhizophydiales. Gene Ontology annotation, cellular component: nucleus; cytosol; cytoplasm. Gene Ontology annotation, molecular function: protein serine/threonine kinase activity; ATP binding. The annotation marks the transcript as partial. The record is from RefSeq and is a predicted model, not a curated record.
ACCAUGCGAGAUAUUUUUACUGGAAUUGUUAAAGGUGUUCAGUACCUUCAUAAAUCCAACAUUAUUCAUGGUGAUAUCAAAGAAGAAAACGUGCUGGUUGGUAUAGAUUCUACAUGCAUGACACACCAAGCACGAUUGUGUGAUUUUGGACAUAGUUAUAUUGCUAUUAAAUCAAGCCCUAGCAUGCACAUGUAUGGCACCAAAGUAUUUUGUCCUCCAGAACUGGUGGGUAAUUUUAUUGCACGGACCAAUGGUAAACAAACGUAUCCUACACGAGUAGAUGGGUUUGCACAGGAUGUAUGGGCAUUGGGAUUAGUCUUAUAUGCAAUGGUGUAUGGAGCGAUUCCAGAUGAAACAAGAGGAUUAUUGGAU